UACAGGUAAAAACUGAAGCAACAUUUGAGGAGUGUGAAAGACAGUUACUGAACUGAUGUAGGAUCAUUGACGUGUAACAUUGUGUUUCUCUCUUUACAGAUGAGGUGUGACCUGCCGAUUAUUUCCUACUUUUAUUUCAAAUUCCCAGUUUUUGAUUCUCCACCACCAUACCUGGCCUUUUCUGACUUCAUAAAAGCUUUUGACUCCACGUAUGGAGAAUAUUUUUGGAAAAUCCUGCCCAAACUUUCUUGUCCUCAGGAACAGACCAGACUACAACACCCAUAUAAAUGCGCAGCCGAAUCGCGUUCUGGGACAUGUAGUCCUCACGUCUGUGCUGAGGUCGUGAAAGGAAGGUAAAAGAACUACGUUGACCGGUAACCUUUGCGGCGCCCGUGACGUGGACCGUGGGAAGGGUGUCGCUGGCCGACACCACCAGUAGAAGCGGAGAACUACAGGGCCCGAUAACGCGGGGCCAUUGGAAGCUGUAACAGUGGAGAGGCGGGGCGUACGCGGUCUGGUGGUGCGGCGAGUGGCAGAGUUAGAGUUUGAGAGAAACGAGUGUCUUUCUUGAGAGAAAAGGCGACAGAAACAGACCACAACAUGUCGCUUCAGGUCGUCACGGCGAAGCUGGCCGAGGUGGAGCUGAAAGAGGCUGUGGUGGCCUCGGAUAAUGUGAGCGGCGAGGGCAACAGCGUCCAGACAAAAGACGGAGAGCCCACGGCAACAGCCUCGGCGGAGGAAGUCAAGCAUCAUCACCUGCCGCCGCUGAGCACUGCAACCAAGGACUCCAAGUCGGCAAUGAAACGGAUGGAGGCCGCGCAGAACGGGGACACGUUCAACGCGGACGGGACCGUCAUGGAAGCGCCACGGACCGUGAAAAAGCAGAUCCAGUUUGCUGACCAGAAGCAAGAAUUCAACAAACGUCCAACAAAAAUAGGUCGUCGUUCGCUUUCUCGAUCAAUCUCUCAAUCCUCUACGGACAGCUACAGCUCAGAACUGAUGGGUAUGUCUAAUCAAAAUAAUGCGGCAUCUUAUACAGAUAGCUCAGAUGAUGAAACAUCACCUCGUGAUAAGCAACAGAAAAAUUCAAAGGCCAGCAGUGACUUCUGCAUCAAGAACAUCAAGCAGGCUGACUUUGGGCGUAGGGAGAUUGAAAUUGCAGAACAAGAGAUGCCAGCACUCAUGGCUCUACGAAAACGAGCCCAGGGAGAAAAGCCAUUGGCUGGAGCGAAGAUAGUUGGCUGCACUCACAUUACAGCCCAGACUGCGGUUCUGAUGGAGACACUUGCUGCCCUAGGAGCACAGUGCAGGUGGGCUGCCUGUAAUAUUUAUUCUACCCAGAAUGAAGUGGCUGCUGCUCUGGCUGAGAAUGGUUAUCCAGUCUUUGCUUGGAAGGGAGAAUCAGAAGAUGAUUUUUGGUGGUGCAUUGAUCGCUGUGUGAAUGUGGAAGGAUGGCAGCCUAACAUGAUACUGGAUGAUGGUGGAGACCUCACUCACUGGAUUUAUAAGAAGUAUCCUAACAUGUUCAAGAAAAUUAAGGGCAUUGUGGAAGAAAGUGUGACUGGUGUUCACAGGCUUUACCAGUUGUCUAAAGCUGGUAAGCUCUGUGUUCCAGCCAUGAAUGUAAAUGACUCUGUAACCAAGCAGAAGUUCGAUAAUCUUUAUUGCUGUAGAGAGUCCAUACUGGAUGGCCUCAAGAGGACAACAGAUGUGAUGUUUGGAGGCAAACAGGUCGUGGUCUGUGGAUACGGAGAGGUUGGAAAGGGCUGUUGUGCUGCUUUAAAGGCAAUGGGAUCCAUAGUGUACGUCACAGAAAUUGAUCCAAUUUGUGCUCUCCAAGCCUGUAUGGAUGGAUUCAGACUUGUCAAAUUGAAUGAAGUAAUCAGACAGGUGGACAUUGUCAUUACUUGCACAGGUAACAAAAAUGUAGUGACCAGGGAACACCUGGAUCGGAUGAAGAAUGGUUGUAUCGUCUGCAACAUGGGACAUUCCAAUACUGAGAUUGAUGUGGCAAGCCUUCGAACCCCAGAACUCACAUGGGAGCGUGUUAGGUCACAAGUGGAUCAUGUCAUUUGGCCGGAUGGCAAAAGGAUUGUUUUGCUAGCUGAGGGGCGGCUGCUUAACUUGAGUUGUUCCACAGUCCCUACUUUCGUGCUCUCCAUCACUGCUACCACACAGGCACUGGCAAUGAUAGAAUUGUAUAAUGCACCAGAGGGACGAUAUAAACAAGAUGUAUACUUGCUGCCUAAGAAGAUGGAUGAAUAUGUGGCAAGUCUUCAUUUGCCCACUUUUGAUGCACAUCUCACAGAACUGACAGACGAGCAGGCAAAAUAUCUGGGUUUGAACAAGAAUGGGCCUUUCAAGCCAAACUAUUAUCGGUAUUAAAUGCAAAGCAACAAGUCCAUCAAACAAGAGGGGAACCUUUUGUCACUAAUGUACACGAACAAAAUCUCUUCUUUAGAGCUGGCCUUGAUUUAAGCAGUUUUAAAUAUUUAGUCAUUUAUUUAUUUACAUAGAAUGUGUAUAAUCUCAGCAGACAAUUUUUUACCGCACUAGAAGAUGAAAAAUAUCUGUUAAAUAUGGUCUUUUUUUUCUUCUAUUGCUGUUGUGCUUUAAAAUAAUUAUAACAUCCUUGCUGUUAACCUUGGGAAAGAAACAAUGGAAGCAAAAUGUUAGCUGUUUUAAAAUUGUUAAGGUGCACAUAUUUCAGAUGUUUCAUUUUUAGUUUUUUUAAUUUGUUAAGUAAAAAGCGGUAAGGAAAUACGUAAAUGCUUACGAUUUACCAUUAUGGAAUUCCUCAAAAGAUUUUCUUCAAACAAAAUCUAGCUGUGAGAACCUGCAAAAUCAAACAAUAAGGCUCUCAAACUAUAACUUGUGUUUUGUUUCUUAAACUUUUUUUUAAAUCAGGUGUAUCAGAGUAGAUGGUGUGUGACUGGUUGGGUAGCUUAGCAUUAAGAUUCCUCCUUUGCCGCACUGCUGUUGUUUGCUUAUGUGGUGGUACUGUUUGAAACUUGUCUCAACUCCUAAGAAUGUGAGCUUCUUCCCCCAGCUGGGACAUUAGCUUCAAGACUGUAGAGUGCAUAAAGCCUGGAAUGGUCUGCAGAAGUGAUGAGGUCACCAAAUGAACCACAGAUAAUCCACAAAGCCUUCAACCAUUGUUAUUUUUUAAAAUAAGUGAGCUCCAUAGCUUUUUUUUGUGCAACUUGCUUCAAUAUUUAAGCAGAAUAAAGUUCCAUUUUUUUUUACCCUGAAAGAUGGGACAUUUGUUUGCAGAUUAAUGGGCUUAUAUUGUAGAACACCAAUGAAAGAUGCUUUUUGGUAUUUAAAUGUGUUUUUGAUUUAACUUAUUUAUCCAACUCCUUUACCCACUUCAUUCCAUCCUAGAAUUUUCAGAUGGUACUAAUUGUUACAAAUUGUUGCAUGUGCUUAGUGCUUCUGAUUGGUCUUCUACCAACCCAUCUUCACUGAGAUUGGGACUGCCAUGCAUGCUGUCACCUGCCCAGUCAACAAAUGGGAAAAUAUGGCAGUAAACGUCACCAGUUGGAAGCUUGGACUUGCACCAAAGAAGAUCGUUCACCCAACUGCACCUGUGAAGCUGUCUGGCCAAGAGCCAUUUUAUGUUUUUUCUCUCUGAGGAAAAACCUUGCCUUAUCAAUGACUAUUAGUCUUAAUUAUUUCUCUGAAAUAUUUAUCGUAACAUUAAAUAAUUGCUGUUUUAUUUGAAACAUUUUUCCACAUCUGUUUUAGGAUUCCCACAGAUAUAUUAACCCUAUACAUUUCUGCACAUUGCUAUAUUUGUUCUCCCUCCCCUGCAAUGCCAAAAAACUAAUAUUUUAAAAUGAAUCCCAGCCAUUUAGUGGGCUUUUUUUUUAAUUCUCGCUUUGACUGUGGGGAAGAGGUUGGCAUGGAAUGUAAUAAUUGUUAUAUGUAACAAAUAAAAGUUUAAAGCAAGAUGGACACCAGCAACCUGCUCCAGAGAGCAGAAGUAUCGACUCCAAAAGGAAAAGAAAAUCAUUUGUUUACCUAGACAAACUGGGUUUUAAAACUGAGGUAACUAUUUUACGUACUGUAUUAAUGGUCAAGUAUUGUAGUAGAUGAGCAAUAAUGAAGCUGUAAUCAUAAUUCAAAUAAAGUUAAUAAAUUCAGAGUUUUUUUCCAACA
Molecule: messenger RNA, 4161 nt
Organism: Pristis pectinata (smalltooth sawfish)
Lineage: Eukaryota; Metazoa; Chordata; Chondrichthyes; Rhinopristiformes; Pristidae
Product: putative adenosylhomocysteinase 3
Exons: 18
Coding region: 601-2385 (594 amino acids)
Biological process (GO): L-methionine cycle
Cellular component (GO): cytosol
Source: RefSeq, a predicted model, not a curated record